Messenger RNA from Tremella mesenterica DSM 1558, 3087 nucleotides. RefSeq lists its product as uncharacterized. The record is from RefSeq and is a predicted model, not a curated record. Bases 1 to 3087 code for a protein of 1028 amino acids. The transcript has a single exon. Lineage: Eukaryota; Fungi; Basidiomycota; Tremellomycetes; Tremellales; Tremellaceae.
AUGUCCAUCUCACCCUCAAUAUCCUCCCCUUCCCUGUAUUCCGCUCGAUCACCUUGUCGACCUAACGAUACCCCUGGUUCAAGGCUUCUUCGCGUAUUCACAGAAUCCGAAUAUGGUCACGGUUCUGAAGGUGCAGACACUCCUCGCUACACUCGCCGCACUGAAUCUCCUCUCUCCUUCCUCGCUCACAGACCUGAUUCUCGAUACGAUUCUCCACGAGCGAAAGAAUCUCAACCCCCUGUAGUCAUCAACGACCUCACUGCUUCCACCCCUACAGCGAUACCCUCUGCGGAAGAAGAAGAGGACGACGUCUAUGCUGACCAGGAAGAAGAUGAUAUAGUUAAAAAUUAUAGGCGCUGUUCUCUCCUUGCCGGUCCUCGAGUGACAAAGUAUGGUGAUAUGGAAUGGGAAGAAUUAGGGGCAUUGCCCACUGUCACUGUUCAACCACAAUUGUCCGUCAAGCGGAAGCUCAAAUCGAAAAGACCAAGCACCACUGCUCGUAUUCUUAACAGGUUCGGAUCGACUUCCCCUGCACCACCAACAAAAGUGGCUUCUUCCACACCAUCCCAAAACACCUCCAUUCCGAAUAAUAACCAUUCUGUCAUUUCGAACGCCCGUCGUAACCUCUCUUCACUUCUCGGAGGCGGUUCCAUGGGAGGAAGUAAGACGUCUUUACAUCCUCCCAAUACUGGUAGCCUCACGACUCACAGUGAUGCUAGUGUAGGUUCUGUGGAUUCUCUGGCAUCCACCAUCACCGGAUCAUCAAGUAGCGCACUUGGCAAUAGUUUCUUACCAGCUUCUUCAUCCACGGGUUCUGGCGACUCUGGCAGUUCUGGUCAGACGGUCAGUACGAGUGUUUCGGACCAACAACGAUUAACGACUCCUAAACAUCCUUCUGUAUUGCCGAUCAUGCCCACUUAUGGUCCCAUGCUUGGUCUUGGUCUAGGAUCAGGAAUAGGGUUAGGUCUCAGUAUCGAAACUACGCCGACUGGCAAACGAUCCUCUAUCGACACACAAUCUAAAGAAGAGACCCCGAGAUAUAAAUCAGCCUACAGUGGGGUGUAUCCUGAAUAUUGCGAUGGACAAGGAGUGAAUGACACGUCUAAUGGAGAUACGGGAUUUCUGGAUGGAUCUCUUUUCGGAACUACCAAACCUCGUACUCCGAGAGAAGGACAAACACCUCGAAUUUCCGAUACGGUUUCUCUCUCCGUAUCGAAUCAACUGGAUUUACAAACAGAUAAUCUGGUAGGAGUUGGAGUAGGGACCACAGGAGCUAUUCGACUUAUUUCUCUUGAUGACGCUAGGAAACAACAAAAACGUGAUUACGAACCUUCUUCCAUUCAAUCUCGUUCUCCAUCCAUCCCUUCGGUACAUUCAACUAGUAGUCCUGUCAAGAUCGAAACCUCCUCCACAUCCUCACAACUCAUCCGUCCACAACAAGGUGUAUAUCUUUCCAGAGGAGAUAGUUACUAUUCCAUGAACAACUCUCGAACUUCAUUCACAAUCGAUCCAAACCCUCUUACCCGCUCUUCAGAAGGUAACAACGAUUCUAAUACUUCUCGUCGAAAUCAUCGUGAACGUGAACGUCCUUCACUAGCUACAGUUCGUUUAAGGGGUGACGAAAUUCGAUCCAACACAGCUUUAUGUGUAAUGAGCGAAUAUAACGCCAGUGUUUCUCAACUUCAUCUUCCAUCAAGUACCAACUCAACAACUUCCAGUUCUAUGCCUGAAAAAUUCUUAAAGGGAAAGAAAAGUAUAAUGAAAUUUCUAAAGUCUGCAGCGGCAGUUGCGGCACCUCCUAAGAUGCCUGCGUAUGACCCUUCUGCUUAUCUUUUAGGAGGAGAAACAUUACCUCCUACAUCAGUUGUGGGGGUCAAUGCAAAUGGAAACAAGUCGAACGUUUCUUUGAGUUUGUUAGUAGCUUUGGGGAAAUCAAGUGCGGACAUUUCUAGAAAAUCCUUUUCUUCAGAUGUAUCGAAAGAAGAAAAAAGGUUGAGAUCGAAUAGGAAACAACGUGAAACUCAAGGUGUCAUUAUUAUUGAUCGAUCUCCAAACCACGCUCAAUCCGUUCAGAGUGUCCCUUCCAACUCUCAAUCUCAAUCUCAAUCUCAAUCUAACUCUCAAUUACAAAUACAAUCUCAACUUCGUAGAUCUACUUCUUCCACCAGACAUACCGACAACGAACAAUCACUCAGAUCACCAAGAUCUAGAAUAUCAACAGAAUCAGAGGAAGGAUCAGAAAGUACUUUGGAAUCAAAAUGGGAAAUCAGAACUACAAACUUAUUGCCCAGGUUGGAACUACGACCAGUAUCGAUGUUAUUCUCCAGUGGUUUACCUCCUGACCUCCUUUCCUCUGACUCCGAGCUAUCAUCCACAUCGACACAAUCGACCGUUCUUCAAACUGAAUCGACAAUCGACCGAUUAGGUUCAGGUUCAGGUCCAGGAUUGGGACUGGGGUUAGGUAUAGAUUUCGGACCAAAAUCGCCUGCUGGAUCUUACACUUCUUCAUCACCUUUACCGGGAUUAUCACCAUCUACAGCCUCUACCAGGGGUACAAUUCCGCCUAAUCCCAUGGACGCCGCUAUAGGUUUGGGUAUGGAUAUAGGGGAAGAUAGAAGAGCUAGAAGUGUUUCACCUGCUCCUACUGCCUUAUCAUCAUAUACCGACAAGAGUGGGGACCGAUCAACGGUCGAAAAGUCAGAAGCCGAGUUGUUAGCUAGAACUAUAAGGGCUGAGUUGUUGAAUGCGAGGAAAAUGUGGUUGGUUCAAAUAUCAGAAUUACAAGCUCAGGUAAGGGAAUUGAAGUUGGAUCUGGAGAAAAAGGAUGAGGUGGAGAAAGGUGGAAAGAAAUGUGAGACUUGUGGAUGUGAAUGUGGGAAGAGAUUGGGAGUGGACGGGGCGAUUUCAGGUAUUGGAAAUAGUAUUGGCAAUGUGGGGAGCGCUGGGAGUGGAAGAGAGGAAGGGGUAAGAGGUGGUGGGAAUGGAAGGGAUACAGGUAAAGGGACGGGGGUGAUGGAUCGUGGAAGAGCUAAGACUGGUGGUGCAAGAGGUGUUUUCGGAUCGGGGAGUUUAUAUGAGCGGGAGUGA